CGGGGCCCCGACGACUCCACCGGCAGCAGCAGCAGCAGCGGCGGCGGCGCCUCCUCGCCUGCGGCCCGGCCCCGAGCGCAGCGCGGCCCCCGCAUGAGCCCGGGCGGCGGCGGCGGCGGGAGUGACCGGGAGCAGCAGGCCGCGGCGCCCAGAGUGGUGAAGAAUUAGGAGAAGCUGCAGUUGUUCAGCUGAGUGGAACUAAAUGGGUGGCUUCCCUCUGGACCCUCACUUCACUGUCUUAGGUACAAGAACUGUAGAAGUCCAUUUUAGAAUUUGAAAGAAGUUGUUUCUGCAGCUCUGGAAAGAUAUGCCAUGGAAGUAAUCAGCUGGGGUGGUCCCAGGGCGCUCUGGGCACGAGUAUUGCUGAGUGAUCAUUGGCUGCCACCUGCGUGACAAAGUAAAGGACCAACCCUUCAAUUUAUACCGGUGGAGCCAGAUCACGGGAAACAAUUGACAGAGUUGUUAAGCUUAUGCUUAGCCCAACGUGAUACAGGACUGGUGUGACAACUCAUUUUUAAUCAGUGACUCAAAAUUGUGAUCACCCUGAUGUCACCGAAUGGCCACAGCUUGUAAAAGAUCACCAGGAGAACCUCACUCUGAAAACAUUGAAACUAGCCGAAUGAAGCGAGCAGCUGCAAAGCAUCUAAUAGAGCGCUACUACCACCAGUUAACUGAGGGCUGUGGAAAUGAAGCCUGCACGAAUGAAUUUUGUGCUUCCUGUCCAACUUUUCUCCGUAUGGAUAACAAUGCAGCAGCCAUUAAGGCCCUCGAGCUUUAUAAGAUUAAUGCAAAACUCUGUGAUCCUCAUCCCUCCAAGAAAGGAACGAGCUCAGCUUACCUAGAAAACAAUUCCAAAGGUGCCCAUAACAAUUCCUGCACUGACAGAAAAAUGAACAAGAAGGAAAUGCAAGGCCCAAGAGAUGACUUUAAAGAUGUGACUUUUCUAACAGAAGACAAGAUAUAUGAAAUUCUUGAACUAUGUCGAGAGAAAGAGGAUUAUUCCCCUUUAAUCCGGGUGAUUGGGAGAGUAUUUUCUAGUGCUGAAGCAUUGGUACAGAGUUUCCGAAAAGCCAAGCAGCACACCAAGGAGGAGCUCAAGUCUCUUCAAGGAAAGGAUGAAGACAAAGAUGAAGAUGAAAAGGAAAAAGCUGCCUGUUCAGCUGCUGCUAUGGAAGAAGAUUCAGGCGCAUCAUCAUCUUCGUCGUCAAGAAUAGGUGAUAACACACAGGGAGAUAAUAACCUCCAAAAACUAGGCCCGGAUGAAGUGUCUGUAGAUAUUGAAGCAGUCAGACGGGUCUAUGAUAGAUUACUUUCUAAUGAAAAAAUAGAAACUGCCUUUUUAAAUGCACUUGUGUACUUGUCACCUAAUGUGGAAUGUGACUUGACUUACCAUAAUGUGUACUCUCGGGAUCCUAACUAUCUGAAUUUGUUUAUUAUCGUUAUGGAGAAUGGCAAUCUUCAUAGCCCAGAAUAUCUGGAAAUGGCUCUACCAUUGUUUUGCAAAGCAAUGAGCAAACUACCCCUUGCAGCUCAAGCAAAACUGGUCAGAUUGUGGUCUAAGUACAGAGCAGACCAAAUUCGGAGAAUGAUGGAAACAUUUCAGCAGCUUAUUACUUACAAAGUCAUAAGCAAUGAGUUCAAUAGUCGUAACCUAGUGAAUGAUGAUGAUGCUGUUGUUGCUGCUUCAAAGUGCUUGAAAAUGGUUUACUAUGCAAAUGUAGUAGGAGGGGAUGUGGAUACAGAUCAUAAUGAAGAGGAAGAUGAAGAACCCAUCCCAGAAUCAAGUGAACUAACUCUUCAAGAGCUGUUGGGUGAGGAAAGACGAAAUAAAAAAGGUCCUCGAGUGGACCCACUGGAAACUGAACUUGGUGUUAAAACUAUAGAUUGCAGAAAACCACUUAUCCCUUUUGAAGAAUUUAUUAAUGAACCACUGAAUGAUGUUCUAGAAAUGGACAAAGACUACACUUUCUUCAAAGUAGAAACAGAAAAUAAAUUCUCUUUUAUGACCUGUCCCUUCAUAUUGAAUGCUGUUACCAAGAACCUGGGAUUGUAUUAUGACAAUAGAAUCCGGAUGUACAGUGAAAGACGCAUAACUGUGCUCUACAGCUUAGUUCAAGGACAGCAGCUCAACCCCUAUUUGCGACUUAAAGUGAGACGUGAUCACAUCAUAGAUGAUGCGCUCGUCCGGCUAGAGAUGAUUGCCAUGGAAAAUCCUGCAGACUUGAAGAAACAAUUGUAUGUUGAAUUUGAAGGAGAGCAAGGGGUAGAUGAAGGAGGUGUUUCCAAAGAAUUUUUUCAACUGGUUGUGGAAGAAAUCUUCAAUCCAGAUAUUGGGAUGUUCACAUAUGAUGAAUCUACAAAACUGUUUUGGUUUAAUCCGUCCUCUUUUGAAACUGAGGGUCAGUUUACACUGAUUGGCAUAGUACUGGGUCUGGCUAUUUACAAUAACUGUAUACUGGAUGUACAUUUUCCCAUGGUUGUCUACAGGAAGCUAAUGGGCAAAAAAGGAACUUUCCGUGAUCUGGCAGACUCUCAUCCUGUUCUUUACCAGAGUUUGAGAGACUUACUAGAGUAUGAAGGAAGUGUGGAAGAUGAUAUGAUGAUAACGUUUCAAAUAUCUCAUACGGAUCUCUUCGGCAAUCCAAUGAUGCAUGAUUUAAAGGAAAAUGGUGAUAAAAUUCCUAUUACAAAUGAAAAUAGAAAGGAAUUUGUCAAUCUGUAUGCUGACUAUAUACUCAAUAAAUCAGUAGAAAAACAGUUCAAGGCCUUUCGGAGAGGAUUCCACAUGGUGACCAAUGAAUCUCCUUUGAAAUAUUUAUUUAGACCAGAGGAAAUUGAAUUACUUAUUUGUGGAAGUAGGAAUUUAGAUUUUCAAGCACUAGAAGAAACUACAGAAUAUGAUGGUGGCUAUACAAGAGACUCUCUUAUUAUUAGGGAAUUCUGGGAAAUAGUUCACUCAUUUACAGAUGAACAGAAAAGACUAUUCUUACAGUUUACAACAGGCACAGACAGAGCCCCUGUGGGAGGACUUGGAAAGUUAAAGAUGAUCAUAGCCAAAAAUGGCCCAGAUACAGAGAGGUUACCUACAUCUCACACAUGCUUUAAUGUACUUUUGCUUCCGGAGUACUCAAGCAAAGAAAAGCUUAAAGAAAGAUUAUUGAAGGCCAUCACAUAUGCCAAAGGAUUUGGCAUGCUGUAAUAGAUAUAACAAAAGGGAUUAAAAAAAUGAUGGUGAUGAUGUCCCUGUCCAAAAAGGCCAUAAGAUAGUGAGCUACAGUAGUCACCUGUGUUUGUGCCUCCCUUCUUUACUGGGGACAUUGGGCUGGAACAGCAGAUUUCAGCUGCUUAUAUGAACAAAAUCUUUAUUUUUUCUUUUAGCGUGAAAGUGUUACAUAUUCUUUCACUUGUAUGUACAGAGAGGUUUUCCUGAAUAUUUAUUUUAAGGGUUAAAUCACUUUUGCUUGUGUUUAUUACUGCUUGAAGUUGAGCCUUUUUGAGUAUUUACAAGAAAACAAACUGUACUCUCCCAAGGAAAAUAUUGCCAUCAUUUGUAGACCAUGUAACCUUCAAGUAUGUGCUAUAUUUUUGUCCCUGUAUCUAAUCAAAUCAAGAACUGUACUUUUUGAAGAGUUUGCUUUUGAAACUUGAAGUCUUGGAAAACAGUGUGAUGCAAUUACUGCUGUUCUAGCCCCCAAAGAGUUUCUGUGCAAAAUCUUAAGAAUCAAUAAAGAUGGAAGGGAGAACUUGGAAUGUUAAAUUGCAGCCUUGAGAACUUUACUUUAGUCACAGCACAACAAUUAAAAUUCAUUUCACUAUA
Molecule: messenger RNA, 3817 nt
Organism: Gymnogyps californianus (California condor)
Lineage: Eukaryota; Metazoa; Chordata; Aves; Accipitriformes; Cathartidae
Gene: UBE3A
Product: ubiquitin protein ligase E3A
Exons: 15
Coding region: 557-3199 (880 amino acids)
Biological process (GO): protein polyubiquitination; ubiquitin-dependent protein catabolic process
Molecular function (GO): ubiquitin protein ligase activity
Source: RefSeq, a predicted model, not a curated record